This is a messenger RNA of Arvicanthis niloticus (Nile rat), 1302 nucleotides long. RefSeq names its product doublesex- and mab-3-related transcription factor C1-like. The record is from RefSeq and is a predicted model, not a curated record. Lineage: Eukaryota; Metazoa; Chordata; Mammalia; Rodentia; Muridae.
AGAGCAUAGAGUUUCACCAGGGGCCAAAAGUCCUUUUUCCGUUGGAGAAGAAAAUGGUGAAAUGAGGAAAAUGGAGGGUGCGUAAUAGAAUCUGUUAGAGCCUUGCCCACUGUAAGUUCUAGGAAGAAGAGCAGGGGACACGGAGAAAGAGGCGUCUGGCUCGAGAUCCAAGAAGACUGGCUGACACCCCCAACUCUCCUAUGAGUGCUGAGCAGUGUGCCCCCAGAUCAGUUGUCAUGGAUGAGCAACUGUAUCUUCUUUACCAGCCUGAAGUCCUGCUUCACACUGGUCCCCAACAGGAAAACCAAGUGCCUCUGAUGCUGCGCUGGCCGACAGUAUUUAUCAAUAUAACCUGUACUCCAGUGACUUUGAACCCCCAAAUGACCCUUUCUUUCACCUGGGAUCUCAGCCAGCCCAUGACUAUACCCUACUCGUUCUCUAAUGUGAUCAUGCAGCCCAGCGCCAGCACUGCCCCUCCAGUUCAGCCAGCACAGGUCUCCAACAUCUCUUCCCAGAACCCUGGCACUGCUAAUCAGGCCCCUGUCAUCUGCACCCAGAGCAACAACGUUUCUAACCAGGUCCCCGAAGUCGACACCCAGGACCCAGUUGCCUCCAACCAGGGCAGCUUCUCUGCUGAGGAAGACAGGCAGAAGGUCAUGGAUGCUGCCGAGGCUCUCCUGAUUCUGCAUAACUCCCCUCAGGCAUGCCAAGAGACUGGCAGCACCCCCGGUACUGACGGGAGUGAAGACUGAGGCUAUCCUGCCUCUCCCGGUCACCUCAGACUACAUGCUCUGCUUCACUGACUGACGACUGGUCAUCUGGUCACACCCCACUCUGCGACUCAGAGAGUCAAAGAGGCGGCCUCACCAAGGACUACCUGUUACAUGUGUCUGUUUCUUAACUUAGGCAAUGUAGUUCCUGUCUGAAAUCAGAAAUUCCUCCUUAACGCUUUUGCGUUUUAGGGCCUUCAAACCCUUAGUGUGAGGUAGGGAAAUGUUUUAACCAUGGCUGUAUGUUCUGGAACUUGCAUUGAUUCCCCUCCCCCUUGGGAGACUUGGAUCCUCCUGUGUGCUGUUAAUACUGCUCCAUGCAGCAUAUUAUGAACUGUCUCUGUUCACAAGGUUCUGAGCUUAUUCCUAAGGCAACGUUUCUUUUCUUUUCUAUUUUCAUUUUAUUUUGUCUCUCCAUGGUUUGCAUACUUGGCUAUUCUUGUGUGUAGCCAUGCCUUUAGAUACAUCAGGAUGCUCACCUGUGCCUAGGAAUCUGUACAUGACCUGGAAUAAAGCUUCCCUGUUGUAAAGC